AUGAUACGGUUUGAGGGGACACGUCAAGCUGUGAGCGAUCCUGCGCAGCGUGUGGGAAUGGUCUCAGGGAAAGACGAGAACAGAUUUCAACGACAGGGGGAAAUGGUUGAGAAAGAUGAUACAUGCUACCCAAGACCCUAUGGCGUCCACUUCCCAAUUCCCCUCCGAUCGUUGAGAUUCCCAUGGCGCAGGUCUCUCACCCUCACACCGGCAUGGAACCGAGUCUCUGAACCUACGAAUUUUACUCCACGACCCACCAUUCUUCGUCUCGCCGCCCGAAAAGGCUUCGUGGCCUCAUUGGGAACAGACCUAGUGAUGUAG
Messenger RNA from Tremella mesenterica DSM 1558, 321 nucleotides. RefSeq lists its product as uncharacterized. Lineage: Eukaryota; Fungi; Basidiomycota; Tremellomycetes; Tremellales; Tremellaceae. The coding region runs from base 1 to 321 and encodes 106 amino acids. The transcript is spliced from 3 exons. The record is from RefSeq and is a predicted model, not a curated record.